AUGUUCAAUACAGUCAGAGCAGCGAUGGAGCAGGCGAAACAGACCCAACUCCAAGAUUACAACUCUUACCCUGUAGUCUAUGACGGCUUGUCCUGGCCUCAGCCCGGCACUGUCUACUAUCCCUGGGCGCCUUCCCAGUGGCAGCUUCCUGUCUACAGCUCGGCUACCCCUGUGAAGUUCACGACGGCACAACCGGUAGUUGGAACGGUGACCAUUAACGGGCAGACGUUUGAUCUUGUCCCCAAGUCUUCUUGA
Guillardia theta CCMP2712 is the source of this 255-nucleotide messenger RNA. RefSeq lists its product as hypothetical. NCBI's taxonomy places the organism in Eukaryota, Cryptophyceae, Pyrenomonadales, Geminigeraceae. The transcript is spliced from 3 exons. The record is from RefSeq and is a predicted model, not a curated record. The coding region runs from base 1 to 255 and encodes 84 amino acids.